Messenger RNA from Sorex fumeus (smoky shrew), 4160 nucleotides. It is a transcript of the gene UBE2N, whose product is annotated as ubiquitin conjugating enzyme E2 N. Lineage: Eukaryota; Metazoa; Chordata; Mammalia; Eulipotyphla; Soricidae. The transcript is spliced from 4 exons. The record is from RefSeq and is a predicted model, not a curated record. The coding region runs from base 197 to 655 and encodes 152 amino acids.
GCGGGGGGCGGGGCGCAGCUCUGAGGGAAGCCCGCGCCCGCGCCCGAGCCGGGACUACAUUUCCCGAGGGGCCUCGGCGGCGGCGGCGGCGGCGGGCGCGGCAACGUCCCCCGGAAGUGGAGCCCGGGACUUCCACUCGUGCGUGAGGCGAGCGGAGCCGGAGAGCAGAGCCGAAGCCGAACUCGGUGCUGACAAGAUGGCCGGGCUGCCCCGCAGGAUCAUCAAGGAAACCCAGCGUUUGCUGGCAGAACCAGUUCCUGGCAUUAAAGCAGAACCAGAUGAGAGCAACGCCCGUUAUUUUCAUGUGGUCAUUGCUGGCCCCCAGGAUUCCCCCUUUGAGGGAGGGACUUUUAAACUUGAACUAUUCCUUCCAGAAGAAUACCCAAUGGCAGCCCCUAAAGUACGUUUUAUGACCAAAAUUUAUCAUCCUAAUGUAGACAAGUUGGGAAGAAUAUGUUUAGAUAUUUUGAAAGAUAAGUGGUCCCCAGCUCUGCAGAUCCGCACAGUUCUGCUAUCGAUCCAGGCUUUGUUAAGUGCUCCCAAUCCAGAUGAUCCAUUAGCAAAUGAUGUAGCGGAGCAGUGGAAGACCAACGAAGCCCAAGCCAUAGAAACAGCUAGAGCAUGGACUAGGCUAUAUGCCAUGAAUAAUAUUUAAAUCGAUCUGAUCAUCAAGUGUGCAUCACUUCUCCUGUUCUGCCAAGACUUCUUCCUUUUUUGUUUGCAUUUAAUGGACACAGUCUUAGAAACAUUACAGAAUAAAAGCCCAGACAUCUUCAGUCCUUUGGUGAUUAAAUGCACAUUAGCAAAUCUAUGUCUUGUCCUGAUUCACUGUUGUAAAAGCAUGAGCAGAGGCUAGAAGUAUCAUCGGGAUUGUUGUGAAACGUUUAAAAGCAGUGACCCUCACUGCUUUUAUUCAUUUCCCCCAUCAUGGUUUAAGUAUAAAGCACUGUGAAUGAAGGUAGUUGUCAGGGUUAGCUGCAGGGGUGUGGGUGUUUUUCUUUAUUUUAUUUUUUUUUUUGAGGGGGGGGAAGGUAGUUUUAUAUUUUAUGGCUCCUUUCCCCCUUAUUAUGGUGAUCUAAUUGCAUUGGUUAAAAGCAGCUAACCAGUUCUUUAGAAUAUACUCUCUAGCCAAGUCUAACUUUAUUUAGACGCUGUAGAUGGACAAGCUUGAUUGUUUGAACCAAAAUGGGAACAUUAAACAAACAUCACAGCCCUCACUAAUAAGAUUGUGACUUUGCUGUCAAGUGUAGAAUCCUCCCUUCAAGAAAAAGCUUGUGACCAUUUUGUAUGGCUUGUCUGGAAACUUCUGUAAAUCUUAUGUUUUAGUAAAAUAUUUUUUGUUAUUCUACUUUGCCUUUGUAGAGUUUAUUUUACUGUGUUUAUUUCAUCUUCCCAGUGUGACAAUCGUAUUUAAAAAAAUUAAAGCUGAUGGACCAUUCUGAAAUUGAAUGGCAAGAGAUGGAUUUUUCCCCCACCGAUGCAAAUUUGUGUCACAAUAUCACUGAAUGGAGUAUUUAUAAGCUGCCCCUGAGCAUGCAUAAUGCAUCAGUAUCUGACUUCUUUUUUCAACCCCCUAGAAAUUUGAAUUAAAUGUUUUUGUGUUAUCUAAUUUAGGUGACCUUUGGUGUCUUACCACAGUGCUUGAAAAUUACAGGAGAAUCACAACAAAGCAGCAGUUGUGACUGAGUUUCACCAUGUGUUUUGCCAUGUUUGUGUCUGGCGUUUGGGUUACAAUCUUUCCCUUAGUUCUUGUCUGAAAACUUUGUGUAGAACCAACCUCUGGUGUGUAUUUUUAGGAAACAUCAUUCUGAUCAUCACUUGGCGAUUUGCUGAGCUAUUUGAGUCUUCCUUAUAUACCUGACGAGCAGAUCUCAAGCAACCAGCUGGCACUUAAGUGUCAUCACCAGAAGGGUUCCGAUGCCAGCACGACUCCUGCAGUCAAUGAAUCUUGGCAUUCAUCCCUCUAGUAUUUGUGAUGGGAGCUCCUUUUAUUUUGAUACCUGGUAAAUUGUAUCUGCAUUGAUAGAAUCUCUGCCCUCCAGAUUUUUUUAACUGUUAUUUCUCAUCACUCUUAAUUCCUAAUUUUUGUCAUUUUAAAGUCAUCACUGUAGCCAGUAUGUAUAAUUGUGAACUGCAGGUUGGAGUCGUUUCUCUUGCAGUUGAAGGUAAUGGAUAUUAUGGUCCAUCUGAAUUUUCCCCACUCUUAUUCACGUAACUUCUGGAGUUUCUUCAGAAUGUGGUGUAUUUUAUUGUGUUCCUAUGUAAGAUGAAUUAUCUAUUAAAAUUACAUUUUCAACAUACAGGAGUUUUUAAUGACUGGUAACUGGUUCCCCGCCAAAUAUGCAUUGCUUGGAAACAAGUGUUAGUAUAAUUCAGUUGUCCUUUAUAACUUACAAGGUAUUUUGCAGCCAAGGAAACAAUCUGAUUCUUGUCAGGGACCCAAAUCAAUGAAAAUUCAAGUCGUUGAAUAGAGACAAGCUUUUAUUUUCUUCUAGGUGCCACUAUUUCUGAUGAUUGUAUGAUAAUGGUGUACGGCUUAUAAAUUUCCAGACAAAUCUGUUGCACCACUAAAAUCUCAAAUAGGACUGUGGUAUCUAUUGAGUUUGUGAAUCACAAAAGUGUAGAAAUGAACUGAGUUAAUGUUAUUUCGAAUGGAUUUGUAAUUUCCAGGCAUGAUUUUUCUCCCCUUUGCUUUGAUGAGUCCCCAUUGUUCUUUUUUUUUUUCUUUCCCUCAUUUUGUGGGAUGAAAGAGCCAAUAUCUUGACUGGUUACUUCUCAGGGAAGAGAUCGGAGCAGCUGGCAGCAGCACCAGGCUUUUGGGCCUGCGUCCCUUGUUGCACCCAGUGUGAUUGAUCAAAACGUACUCAUUCAGUGUUGAGUACUGAAACGGAGUAAUUCGCAUGAAAGCCCUAGCAGUCUGGUAACUUGGAGGAUCUGACGAUCCAGUUGCAGCAGACAUGACUCCUCAUCAGGCAUGAUGGCACUUGCUAGGAGCAGCAACCACCCCAAGUAGAACUUGUCAUUCUUCUCUUAUUCACCCUGCCCAUGACCCGUAGAUAAUCCUGUUCCCUUAUAAAACCUCCGGAUGAAGGAAAGUGUUUAACAAACAUAUUUCAUAUAUGCUCAACACUAUUUUGGAGGGGGUGGUGGUAAGGUGAAUGGCCCUGCUUCCAGAGAUGCACUGUGUUGUCUUUUGAUGACAGCGGCACGGGUGGGGCCGAUGCUGGAUGGAUAACCAGCAACUACAGCUCAGCUUGGAGAAGAAAGGACUGGGGGGGUGAGGUAUGCCAUGGUCAGGGCAUUGUGCAGUUCACACGGGAACAAUAGCUAGAGCUGCAGGAGAGGAAAUGAACCUGAUAAAUGACUUUUUGCAAAGUAAGCUCCGUCUAUAGAGCUUUUCUGAAAUUUUGGUAUUGAUAAGAGCUUACUUUUAAUUAAAUUUUUAAAAUUUGGUCUUAGUCUAUUUUGCUGCGAUUUGCUGCUACACAAGAUAUUAGUAGUUCACAGAUGCUGCCGAGUAAGAUGCUGGGUCUGAAGUAAAGAGAAUUUAAUCUUUCUCUAGGUCAGAAACAUUUCAGAAGCACUUAAAACACAAAUCAAUAUACAAAAGCACUAUUAAAGGCUAGCGGGGAAGAAACUGAUAUCCUGUAACAGUUUUCAAUGUUCUGCAGAACUGGUGUUUGAAGAUCACUGUCCUCUUAAGACAUCCUGAAUACAAUUUUAGCUGAAUGGAACUAAAUGUUGCUAAGGGGAUAAUGGGGAUUGGUUUCACUUUCAAGUUUUUCUCUCUGGUGGAUGGCGCAGGAAGAUGCUUUGGUUCUUUUUGUUUGUUUGGUUACUCUAGCCACAUCAGGGUUUAUUUUUUUUUCUCAUUGCAAAGAUUUAAAUUUUUCAAAAAGGUAACAGCCUUAGCUAGAAAAACUGGCCAAAAAUAAUUUUAAAAGCCAUGACCUAGUUUAUCAGUCUAUUUAAGAAAAAAAUGUAAUUUCACUGGAAAAAAAUAAUGUAUUUGGGGACUGGGGCAACAUUUCAUUUAGCUCUUUAGCAUGCCUGUCUAAGGAAUUAUAUCAGGGGUUUAUUUUUAAAUGAUCACAAGAGCAAAAUAUGUUGAAUGUAAUAACUUGAAAGAAAUAUAAAGAAUAAAGACCUGUAAUCUACCA